AUGUCGCUUAUCCGCUGGAUCCUCGUCUCCGUCGUCGCGUACCUAGCGCACAGUGUGUACCAGCGCAUCCAGCUCUCGCGCAAGAAGGCACAGUUCAUCCGGGACCGCAGACGCGCAGCAGGCAUUCCAGACGAUGAUCGGCGGCCGUUCGCCGUAGCGCGUGCAGACGCAUUGUCACGACGAUCGCAGCAGAAGCGAGAGGAAGUGCUCAGCACGCCGGUCAAGCGGCGACUGAAGCCAAGCAGCUCUUCGCAGGCUAUUGAUCACGACGCUGCGCUGCGGCUGUCGGGCAUUCCUGGGACGCUGCCGGGGUAUUUGAAGGACAGCGUCGCGUCUAGCAAGCAAGCAGGCAGGGGUGGGGCGUUUCAGGCGGCCUCUACGCGCAGCCCGUCACCCGCCAAGCAGCGAGAUUUUGCAACGAGCUCGCGUCACACGAUGAAGCGACAACACUCACAGACCCAGGUCGACCGCGGUUCGAGUUCGAGGAGGUCCCCCGUCAAGGAUGCGCGUGAGGACAGCUCAAGUGCACAACGCGACCGCAAGCGUCGUCAUCAGGCAUCACCCACCAAAUCAGAUGAAGCCAAUGGCUCGGAUCGUCGCAAAACACCCAAGAUCUCCAUCCCCGGGGACUUCGGCGAUGCAAUUACGGACGAAGAUAUGUCUGACGCUCACUCUGCCGCUUCCGAGACCGACGAAGCAUCGACAGCGAUGGACGAGGACGACGAGCUCACCCAGGGCCAGACGAGCACCGAUAGCCCAUCCCAAAACCUCUCGUCCUCCGCGCGUACCACGGCGAAGAAGCGCGAAGCGGACGAGCUCUCCUCCGCCUCAAACAGCGAGAACAGCGACGACGACGACGAGCAGCCGCACACCAAACGCUCGCGCACCACCAAUGGCACACUCGACCCGCUCUCUCCAGCCGACUUCUCCAUCGCCCUCCCCGAAGAGGCCAUGUUGGACUUCAACCCUUUCCCCUCCUCCCCCUCGAGCCCGCACAAGAAGCGCGCCGCAGACACCACAGACGACCGCCAACCAGGCGAGCAGUGGACCGACUACGAAGGGCUGCAGUGGCGCAUCGACCCCGUCUCGCACGCGCUCCAACGUCAGAGUGAGAUUCUCGAGUGGCGGGCGAAACACCGAAUGCCACGGGACUCGCUGCACCCCCAGGCGAGGGAGGAGCAUCAAGUGGUCGUUACGAAGUGGCUGACCCAGGAAGAAUGGGAGGAGGCGCGGUCGAAGAAGCUGUUGAGCUUCCAGGAAGCCGAGCGAGCGGCGGAACGGGAAAAGAUGGAGCAAGAGGAGCGAGCGAAGAUGGAGCGCAAGCAAGAGUUGCUCGCCAAGAUUCGCGAGGUCAAGAGUCCGAAGAGGAUGCACCACCGACCGCGCCGGGCCGGAACGGGCGAUGUGAGCAUGACCAGCGUCACCGAGGGGGACGUCAGUAUGUCGCUCGACUCGGUCAACGGAGAUGCUACGCCUGGGAAGUCGAGGAGACGCAUUGCGCUCGCCAGAAGCACCCCAGUCAAAGGAGGUUCAGGAGGAUCAACCCCCACCGACAGCCCAAGGAGAGCUGCAAGCCCUCUAGCUUCGCCGUAUAGGAGUAUUGCGUAUAGCAAGAGGAAAGGUGUCAAUGGCUCGCCGCUUGUUAGCUCGUUCGGGACAUCCGAUGCCGACAUUUCGAAUUUGUAA
Messenger RNA from Kalmanozyma brasiliensis GHG001, 1686 nucleotides. RefSeq lists its product as uncharacterized. The coding region runs from base 1 to 1686 and encodes 561 amino acids. The transcript has a single exon. The record is from RefSeq and is a predicted model, not a curated record. Lineage: Eukaryota; Fungi; Basidiomycota; Ustilaginomycetes; Ustilaginales.